CACAGAUACAGAGUGACAAGAGAAAAAGAGGAGGAAUAGAGCAACAUGCAAUACUGAGCUCUUUGAGGGGCUUGUGUGGAAACGUCUGUCUAGGUUCCUCACAGAAUUCAAAGUCCAGAACGGACGCCGCCCUUUUCCCCUCCUUGUCUUUCUCAAUCUGGUCAUGAUGCGAGCUGCUCCUGAACGAACCUUUCAGACGUAUCCCCUUCCAACUUGGCCAUCAUAGUGUCUUAUUUCAUUUUCGACUCUGUUCUUCGCCUGGUUGUUUAAUUAGUUUGCUCUCUUUUUCUUUCUGCGCGCUCAUUCUUUCUACUUCCCGCGCGUUCUAUUCGCCGUUACGGAGAGAGAGAAAGACAUACGACACAGAUUUUUUUUUCUUUUUUUCUUUUUUCUUUUUUUUUCCCCUUUGGACAGAAUAACAGGGGAAUACCUACUGGUGAACCCACGGGGAGAGCUGGUAGUUAUAAGAAUUCCACCGCAAUGCCGGGCCUACCAACUAGUAUCGAUUUGGACGAGUGCAUUGAGAGACUCUAUCGGAAAGAAUUGCUGGCAGAUCUGGUCAUUGAGGCGAUAUGCGCCAAGGCGAAAGAGCUUUUGAUGAAGGAGAGCAAUGUGGUUCACAUCGCUGCCCCGGUUACCGUUGUGGGAGAUAUUCAUGGACAGUUCUUUGAUAUGCUGGAGAUAUUCAAGAUUGGUGGAUUCUGUCCGAAUACCAACUACCUAUUUCUAGGUGACUACGUGGAUCGCGGCCUGUUUAGCGUAGAGACUAUUUCUCUUCUUGUUUGCUUGAAAUUACGAUACCCUCACCGCGUUCAUCUCAUCCGUGGCAAUCAUGAGUCGAGAGGUGUCACACAGUCUUACGGCUUCUAUACCGAGUGUGUUCGGAAAUACGGCAACGCUAAUGUCUGGCAUUACUUCACCGAUAUGUUUGACUUCCUCACGCUGAGCGUGGUGAUCAAUGAUCAGAUAUUCUGCGUGCACGGUGGGCUAUCCCCGUCCAUCCAUUCCAUCGACCAGAUAAAGAUCAUAGACCGGUUCCGUGAGAUCCCGCACGAGGGCCCCAUGGCUGAUCUAGUAUGGUCGGAUCCCGAUACAGACCGGGACGAGUUCUCCCUUUCUCCCCGAGGGGCUGGAUAUACGUUCGGUGCGCAGGUGGUUCGCAAAUUCCUCGAGGUGAAUAGCAUGUCUCAUAUCCUGCGAGCACAUCAGCUCUGUCAGGAGGGUUAUCAGGUUCUCUACGACGACCGGCUGAGCACGGUCUGGAGUGCCCCCAAUUACUGCUACCGGUGCGGAAAUCUGGCUAGCGUCCUGGAAGUAAGUGAUACGGGCGAGAGAUUCUUCAACGUGUUCGACGCGGCUCCGGAAAAUGAUAUCCAUCGUGGAGAGCAGCAGGCGCAACAGAAUAGGGAUGGGGAGAAUCCUGUCAUUGACUAUUUUUUGUGA
This is a messenger RNA of Monascus purpureus, 1443 nucleotides long. NCBI's taxonomy places the organism in Eukaryota, Fungi, Ascomycota, Eurotiomycetes, Eurotiales, Aspergillaceae. The record is from the annotation of a GenBank genome assembly.